Molecule: messenger RNA, 6465 nt
Organism: Camelus dromedarius (Arabian camel)
Lineage: Eukaryota; Metazoa; Chordata; Mammalia; Artiodactyla; Camelidae
Gene: RBM25
Product: RNA binding motif protein 25
Exons: 19
Coding region: 187-2718 (843 amino acids)
Biological process (GO): mRNA processing; regulation of alternative mRNA splicing, via spliceosome
Cellular component (GO): spliceosomal complex
Molecular function (GO): mRNA binding
Source: RefSeq, a predicted model, not a curated record
AAGACCUCCAUAAGCUCCCCGCACAGCGCGGCGGCGUUUGCGGCCUGUGUGAGUAGGCCCUUUGGAACCAGUCUCCCGGCGAGCGGUGCGCAGAAAUCUCGAACUGGUGGCGCCCACUCGUAACCUGGAGCCCGGAAGGCCGCGAAGACAGUACCGUUUCCUCAGCGGCGGACCGCUGCAGUAAGAAUGUCUUUCCCACCUCAUUUGAAUCGCCCUCCCAUGGGAAUCCCAGCACUCCCACCAGGGAUCCCACCCCCACAGUUUCCUGGCUUUCCACCACCUGUACCUCCAGGGACCCCAAUGAUUCCUGUACCAAUGAGCAUUAUGGCUCCUGCUCCAACUGUCUUAGUACCCACUGUGUCCAUGGUUGGAAAGCAUUUGGGAGCACGAAAGGAUCAUCCAGGCUUAAAGACUAAAGAAAAUGAUGAAAACUGUGGUCCCACUACUACAGUUUUUGUUGGCAACAUUUCUGAGAAAGCCUCAGAUAUGCUUAUAAGACAGCUCCUUGCUAAAUGUGGCUUGGUUUUGAGCUGGAAGAGAGUACAAGGUGCAUCUGGAAAACUUCAAGCCUUCGGAUUCUGUGAGUAUAAGGAGCCUGAGUCUACCCUCCGUGCACUCAGGUUAUUACAUGACCUGCAGAUUGGAGAGAAGAAGCUACUUGUUAAAGUUGAUGCAAAGACAAAGGCACAACUGGAUGAAUGGAAAGCAAAGAAGAAAGCUUCUAAUGGGAAUGCCAGGCCAGAAACUGCCACUAAUGAUGAUGAGGAAGCCUUAGAUGAAGAAACAAAGAGAAGAGAUCAGAUGAUCAAAGGGGCCAUUGAAGUUUUAAUACGUGAAUACUCCAGUGAGCUCAAUGCCCCGUCUCAAGAAUCUGACUCUCACCCUAGGAAGAAGAAGAAGGAAAAGAAGGAGGACAUUUUCCGCAGAUUUCCGGUGGCCCCACUGAUCCCUUAUCCACUCAUCACUAAGGAGGAUAUAAAUGCUAUAGAAAUGGAAGAAGAUAAAAGAGACUUGAUAUCCCGAGAGAUCAGCAAAUUCAGAGACACACACAAGAAACUGGAAGAAGAGAAAGGCAAAAAGGAAAAAGAAAGACAGGAAAUUGAGAAAGAACGGAGAGAAAGAGAGAGGGAGCGUGAAAGGGAACGAGAAAGGCGAGAACGGGAACGAGAAAGGGAAAGAGAACGUGAACGAGAAAAGGAGAAGGAACGGGAGCGGGAACGAGAACGGGAUAGGGAUCGUGACCGGACAAAAGAGAGAGAUCGCGAUCGGGAUCGAGAGAGAGAUCGCGACAGAGAUCGGGAAAGGAGCUCAGAUCGGAAUAAGGAUCGGAGUCGAUCAAGAGAAAAGAGCAGAGAUCGUGAAAGGGAACGGGAGAGGGAAAGAGAGAGAGAGAGAGAACGGGAACGAGAAAGAGAACGAGAGCGAGAGAGAGAGCGAGAAAGGGAACGGGAGCGAGAGAGAGAGAAAGACAAGAAGCGGGACCGAGAAGAAGAUGAAGAAGAUGCAUAUGAACGGAGAAAACUUGAAAGAAAGCUCCGAGAGAAAGAAGCUGCUUAUCAAGAGCGCCUUAAGAAUUGGGAAAUCAGAGAACGGAAGAAAACCCGGGAAUAUGAGAAAGAGGCUGAAAGAGAGGAAGAAAGAAGAAGAGAAAUGGCAAAAGAAGCUAAACGACUAAAAGAAUUCUUAGAAGAUUAUGAUGAUGAUAGAGAUGAUCCCAAGUAUUACAGAGGAAGCGCUCUUCAGAAAAGAUUACGUGAUAGGGAAAAGGAAAUGGAAGCAGAUGAACGGGAUAGGAAAAGAGAGAAGGAAGAGCUGGAGGAAAUCAGGCAGCGCCUUCUGGCAGAAGGGCACCCGGAUCCAGAUGCAGAGCUCCAGAGGAUGGAACAAGAGGCUGAGAGGCGCAGACAGCCACAAAUAAAGCAAGAACCAGAAUCGGAGGAAGAAGAAGAAGAAAAACAAGAAAAAGAAGAAAAACGAGAGGAACCCAUGGAAGAGGAAGAAGAGCCAGAGCAAAAGCCCUGUCUCAAGCCUACCCUGAGGCCCAUCAGUUCUGCCCCAUCAGUUUCCUCUGCCAGUGGCAACGCAACUCCCAAUACUCCCGGGGAUGAGUCUCCCUGUGGUAUUAUUAUUCCUCACGAAAAUUCACCAGAUCAGCAACAACCUGAGGAGCAUAGGCCAAAAAUAGGACUAAGUCUUAAACUGGGUGCUUCCAAUAGUCCUGGUCAACCUAAUUCUGUGAAGAGAAAGAAACUCCCUGUAGAUAGUGUCUUUAACAAAUUUGAGGAUGAAGACAGUGAUGAUGUACCCCGAAAAAGGAAACUAGUUCCCUUGGAUUAUGGUGAAGAUGAUAAAAAUGCUGCCAAAGGCACUGUAAACACUGAAGAAAAGCGCAAACACAUUAAGAGUCUAAUUGAAAAAAUCCCUACAGCCAAACCUGAGCUCUUUGCGUAUCCCCUGGAUUGGUCUAUUGUGGAUUCUAUAUUGAUGGAACGACGAAUUAGACCAUGGAUUAAUAAAAAAAUCAUAGAAUACAUAGGUGAAGAGGAAGCUACAUUAGUUGAUUUUGUUUGUUCUAAGGUUAUGGCUCAUAGUUCACCUCAGAGCAUUUUAGAUGAUGUUGCCAUGGUACUUGAUGAAGAAGCAGAAGUUUUUAUAGUCAAGAUGUGGAGAUUAUUGAUAUAUGAAACAGAAGCCAAGAAAAUUGGUCUUGUGAAGUAAAAAACUUUUUACGUUUAGAGUUCCAUUUCAGAUUUCUUUUUUCCCACCGUUCAAAGGACUUAAAAAUUUUUUUUGUCUUCAAAGACAUUUGUGAGAUCUGUAAUUUUUUUUUUUAAUGUAGAAAAUGUGAAUUUUUUUGUCUUCUAAUUUGUUGAUGCCCUGUGUACUCCUUUGGUUGUAAAGACAUCUGAAUCCUACCUUGGUUCUCUUUAUACUCACCAGGUACAAAUUACUGGUAUGUUUUAUAAGCCACAGCUACUGUACACAGCCUAUCUGAUAUAAUCUUGUUCUGCUGAUUUGUUCCUUGUAAAUAUUAAAAUGACUCCCCAAUUCUUUUGCAAAAUUGCACUUAAUAUUGAACUGUACUGUAUAAACACCAACAUGAACAAUGUUAAUCGAAAGAAUGCCCAUCACACCUAUUACCCUUGCCCCUCUGAUCAAAAAUGGCAGGCCCUCAUGAAGGCAUGGAAUUUAAAAUUAGAGUGCAAAAAUUAGCAGACAAUCCAUUCCUCUUAUAUCUCUGUAUGAAUGUGUUUGUGUGGUUGUAUGUAUAAAAGUCUUACUUUUCCCUAAUUUGCUUUGGAGGGUUCUGUUUCCUUAAACAUUUCCUAAUUGAAUAGAAUUGUAAAGGAAACAUGGUAUUGUGCCAACCCAAAUGUCUGGGGUAAUUAGGUUAUUAGUCUCUCAGAGCAUGGUAUUUUCCUGUGACAAGCAAGUCUUAAAAGGAGUGGGGUUUUUUUCUGUUCAUAGCUGGCUACAUCAGCCUCUCUUUUAAGGGAGUAUGAAUCAUGGUGGUCCCCCCCCCCCCCGAUUUCAUUGUUGAGAAAUGAGGCAGAUCCUUAGAUUCUGGAGAGCUUUAUUUUAUGCGUUUUUGCACUAAUUGGUCCUUAGUUUAAUUUUGAUGUACCAUUUUGUUUAAAAAAAAACAAUUCAAAAAGCAUUAAGUCAAAAACUUUUUAAAAAAUAAGCAAAAGAUAAAACUAAGCAAUUUUACAGAUUAGGAACAUUUGACAAAAUGCAAUAGGAAUUCAGCAAGGCAAUUUACAAAGUUUACAUCUAUUUUCUAAGGAUAAAGUAAAUCGUUUAAGGUAGUUACCACUAAUUUUUUGUUUUAUAAGGGUUUAUCUCAUGUGUGUAUACACAGGCACAUACUUUGUUUAUCUCUGCUCAUCAAAGUUUAAAAAUGUACUGAUGGUGUUCUUAGAGACAUACAUGGGGCUUUCUUGAUUGUAGAUCAGAACUUACCAGGGAGCAAAAUUACCUGAAAAUCUUAACAAGUUUUUAAACAGUUCUUAACAGAAAUUAGGUGCAGCUAUUCCCAUGUCUGAGUAUUUAUUUAAAAAAAAAAAGAUUUGGGGGGGAGGGUGUUAAAAAAGCAUAACUGAGCUUGAGUUACUAGAUUUUUUUACAUCUUAAGACAUUUGAAAACACUGUUCUUAACAUUGGACCAUGACAUGGUUCCAUUAUGUAAAUAUUUCAAAUAUUAAAAAUGUAUAUAUUUGAUCUCGGGGACUCAUUCUUUCAGAGUCUUGUUAAAUAAAUGGCAUCAUGUUAUAAUUGUGCAGUGCAUCCUAGAAACUUAAUUUGAAAAUAUGGGCUGAAUUUUUGAUGGAAUUGAUUUUUGAAUAUUAGUAACUGAAAGUCAGAGGCCAUUGUGGAUUUUGGAUUAAUUUAUACAUCUAUAGAGAUACCUUAUUUUGAAUUAUCUAUACGUCUAUGUAGAUACCCCCUUUUAGUGUUACAAUUUUUUAAAUUGUGGUUUCUCAAGGGAAAUUUUCAGAAACAUGCUCCUUGCUAUUUACAGAUUCAUUUACUAGUUUUUCUCAGAUUGACCCCCAGUGUAACUCCUUGUUUGAGCUGUUUAUUAUGCCUCUGUCUUGUCUUAAUUAUUAUUAUUUCUAAGGCAUCAUAUUAGGUUGUUUUUAUUUAGCCAGUAUUAGCAUGAAAGUUUAUUCAGGUAGAUUUAAUUUUCCUUGCUUUGAUCUCUCCUGCUCUCUUACCACAUUUACCUUAAAAGGGCCCUUAUGUGAAAUCCUUAGGGGCAUAUACCACAUACUGUGUAACACCUCCAGUGAGAUUUGUGUCAGGAUCCCAAAUGUAUGCAUUAACAUUUCUGCAGCAGAACAGGAAUGAUCACAGUCACUGGAUUAAAGACUGCUUCAUUUAUAGCUUAAUGUCAGUUCAUAUCUGUUUUUGCCACCAUUAAACUUGGAGGUUUUCAGAGUUUUUUAUUUUUCAAGUUUGUAUGUAAAGAACUGGACCUGUCUAAGCUGGUAUAGUGUAGUGUCAGUGAGAAUACACAUAAAGAAAAAAUUUUUGCUAAAUUGCUUGAGCUUUCUGGAUUGUCUUUACCAUUUGCCCGUAGAUUAAUUUGGGAACCUUAGUUAAUUCAUAUUUACCCAUUCAAGUUAUAAAAUUAUAUGAAAGUUUUGAGAACCAUUCUUGAUCUGGCAGUUAGGAAACCCAAUAUUCUUUUUCCUCAUUUGACCCUAUAAAUAAAAUAAUUUUAAAUGUGUACAUCUGUCUUGUCUACAGGAAGAAAGUGGUUUUUCUCAAACUUUAACGUGCGCUUGAAUCACGUGGGGGAUCUUGUUAAAAUUCAGACUUAGUAGCGCUGGAGUUGGACCUGAAAUUUUGCAUUUCUGGCCAGCUCCCAGAUAGAUGGUGCCAGUACUAACUGUUCCAAGAACUACUUUGAUUAGCAUUUUAAGGUACCUACUCAGUACUAGUAUUAUAUCCUAAAAGACUGCACAAAUGCUGCUUUAGUUUCUUUUCAAGUAGAUUUUAAAGAGAAAAACAUUUUGGGGGGCAAAUAGAUAUUUAAGUUCAUGAACAUAAAGCAGUCUUCCAAAAAUGAUCCCCAAGAACAACUCUUAAUAUUCUAGGCUUUAUUUCCAGCCAGCCCCAGAACAUUUUCUCUUUAGAGAACUUCUAUGUUGCUACUCUGCCUGAAUCUUACCAUAGUGCUUCCCGGUAAACUUUUUGUAACAGUAAAGGCUGAUGAUUUUGUGGAGAGUGCUGUUUCAAGUACUUAUCAGGCAUGAAUACCAGAUAAUGGUGAACAAAUUGAGAAAAAUGAGCACGAGAGUCAAAUGAGGCUAAACACUAUUAUAAUGUUUUCUCCUUUAAUAUUAAGUAAAAAUUUUAAGUGCAAAUAAAUGUAAGCAGGUGUACAGUGUGUAUAUGAAGCUUAUUUACCCAACUCUUCUCUAGUAAGUUCUAUGAAUGUUUCCACUUUAUACCCAAACACUGCUUAAGGGUUUUGUGUCAAAGUGGUUACACAUUUUUCCAAGUCAUAUUUCAGCAUUCUAUUCCUGUGAAACUGAGAAAUUGUUUGCUUAGCAAAAGAUGGUGAGGUUGAUUUGUGAAUGCCACUGACUAAUAAAGGGUAUUAGAAUGAAUGCCACAUAGGCAAAAAAACAGGAAGUCUAAGUGUCAGGAAAACUAGGGAAAUUCACAUAUAUUUUAAAUCCAGGAAUUAUUACUGUUCAUUUAUACUAAGACUAAAGUGAGCUUAUAAUUUUUGAUAAACUGGUAGAUUUUUUGAAAUGUUAUGUUAAAUUAUUGCAGUAUUUGUUUAUCUGCAUUUGAAUGCUUACAUUUUCCUCUUUAUUUAAUUGACAGAUUCUUUGCCUUUCAUCUUAUUACUUGACUCAUAUGAAAGCCAAAUUAGGAAUGUUAAUCUAAAAUGCCUAGGAAGGAAAGAUAAUUUCUAUAAACGAAAAUGAAUAAAAAUUCUUUUCAAGC